Molecule: messenger RNA, 2958 nt
Organism: Salarias fasciatus (jewelled blenny)
Lineage: Eukaryota; Metazoa; Chordata; Actinopteri; Blenniiformes; Blenniidae
Gene: cpxm2
Product: carboxypeptidase X (M14 family), member 2
Exons: 14
Coding region: 196-2451 (751 amino acids)
Biological process (GO): proteolysis
Molecular function (GO): zinc ion binding; metallocarboxypeptidase activity
Source: RefSeq, a predicted model, not a curated record
CUGAGGCGUCCAUGGACCCUCUGGCUCCGCCGUCUUCGUCAGUGACUUGGAGUGCUCCGAGAACUUUGUGAACUCUUAGUGUUGGAGUGGGGAGGGAGAGCGAGGCGAGCAGUUGAUGGGACGCAGUCCGGCAGCAGCACCAGGCUCCUCUGGAGACAGCACCGGGGCUCUCAGGUGGAUAUAAUCCCCCAGGUCAUGACAGCGCGGCGCCCCAGCUUCCUACACCUCCUCCCGGCCCUGCUGGGACUCCUCGUGGGGUUUGCGAACCUCGGCCGUGGCUCGGUGGCUGAGGACGAGGAUUACUACAUGCAAGAGCUGCUGACCCGGGAGCAGUAUAACCAUGUCCAAUUGUUUGACAGGAGCACGGCCUCGACACCUGACGGGCAUGAACACCCAAGAACAACCAACCCGGGAAAGAAAAUACCCAAAGAAAAACCAGAAAGCAGCAAGCAGACAGAUAAAAGCAAAACGGAAGGAAAAUCAGUGAAAGCGCCCAACAAAAAGACAGAGAAGAACAAGAAGAGCAUCGUGAAGAGCAGCAUCUCAGAGAGGGAUGGACAACACAGCUCCAUGCAAGAAGAUUGCCCUCCAAUGGGACUGGAGACACUGAAGAUUGAUGAUUUCCAGCUUCAUGCUUCCACGACAAAACGCUACGGCCUCGGCGCGCACAGAGGUCGCCUUAAUAUUCAGGCUGGCCUUUACGAAGACGACCUCUAUGACGGCGCCUGGUGUGCCGGGAGAGACGACCCGCUGCAGUGGUUUGAGGUGGACGCCAGAAGGCUGACGAAGUUCACGGGGGUCGUCACACAAGGCAGGAACUCCCUCUGGUCGAGCGACUGGGUGACCUCCUUCAAGGUCAUGUUUAGCAAUGACAGUCACACCUGGGUCACUCUGAAGAAUGGCUCAGAGGACAUGAUAUUCAGCGCCAACAGAGAGAAAGAGAUCCCGGUCCGAAACAUCUUCCCGGCGCCGGUGGUGGCUCGCUACAUCCGAGUCAACCCCCGCUCCUGGUUCGGCAGCGGCAGCAUCUGCAUGAGAGUGGAGAUCCUUGGCUGUCCCAUGCCAGAUCCCAACAACUACUACCACAGGCGCAACGAAGUCAUAACGACUGACGACUUGGAUUUCAGACAUCACGGCUACAAAGAAAUGAGGCAGCUCAUGAAGGUGGUGAAUGACAUGUGUCCCAACAUCACCCGCAUCUACAACAUAGGAAAGAGUCACAGUGGCCUGAAGCUGUACGCUAUAGAGAUCUCCGACAACCCAGGAGAGCACGAAGUCGGUGAACCCGAGUUUCGCUACACAGCCGGUUCCCAUGGCAACGAGGUGCUGGGUCGAGAGCUGCUCCUCCUGCUGAUGCAGUUCAUGUGUUUGGAGUAUUUAUCCGGCAACCAGCGGAUACGUCACCUGGUGGAAGAGACCAGAAUCCAUCUCCUGCCAUCUGUCAACCCCGAUGGAUAUGAGAAAGCCUUUGAAGUGGGUUCAGAGCUCAGCGGCUGGUCUCUGGGUCGAUGGAGCAACGACGGCAUCGACAUUCACCACAACUUCCCCGACCUCAACUCCAUCCUGUGGGAAGCAGAGGCCAAGAAGUGGCCUCCUCGGAAGAUGCUCAACCAUCAUGUGGCCAUCCCCGAGUGGUACCAGUCCAAAAACGCCUCUGUUGCCUUGGAGACUCGAGCCCUGAUCGCCUGGAUGGAGAAGAUGCCCUUUGUGCUGGGCGGGAACCUCCAGGGAGGGGAGCUGGUGGUGACCUUCCCGUACGACCGAACCCGCUCGCAGUGGGUGGCCAGGGAGCAGACCCCGACCCCGGACGACCACGUCUUCCGCUGGCUGGCCUUCUCCUACGCGUCCACCCACCGCCUGAUGACUGAUGCCAACCGACGGGUCUGCCACACGGAGGACUUCGCCAAGGAGGACGGCACCAUCAACGGAGCGUCGUGGCACACUGCAGCAGGCAGUAUGAAUGAUUUCAGCUACUUGCACACCAACUGCUUCGAGCUGUCGAUGUAUGUGGGUUGUGACAAAUUCCCUCAUGAGAGCGAACUGCCUGAGGAGUGGGAGAACAAUCGCGAGUCUCUUCUUGUCUUCAUGGAGCAGGUGCAUCGUGGGAUCAAAGGCGUCGUCAGAGAUCUGCAGGGUCGAGGAAUAGCGAAUGCCACCAUCUCUGUGGAGGGCAUCAGUCACGAUAUCCGUACAGCGGUUGACGGGGAUUACUGGCGCUUGCUGAACCCUGGGGAGUACAGAGUCACGGCCAGGGCCGAGGGCUACGGCCUGAGCAGCAAGAAGUGCGAGGUGGGCUACGAGAUGGGCGCCACGCGCUGCGACUUCACCAUCGGCCGCAGCAACUUGUCACGGAUCAAAGAAAUAAUGGAAAAGUUCAACAAGCAGCCCAUCAGACUGCCCGUCAGACAGCUCCAGGCCCGCAGGUCCAGGGAAAGACGUCUGGGAACAUAAUGACUGUAUGAAGAAGCCGCGGGAAGAAUUAAAAACAAACAUCUCCUCUGAUCACACUGGGGCGAACUCCAAGGCUGGGCUUGGAUCCGUGUCAGAGUGUUGUCUGUGUGAUUUUGGUGCUUGGAGACUGAAAACGUGGACUAAUUUAAACGAGGGGAUCCCUUUGGUUUUCUACCCAGGUAUAAGCUUUCUGUGUUCACUAUUGUCAUCUCAACUGCUCUUCAGAUUUAUUACAACUUUUAAGGAUUUAAAAAUAUAGAGACAUUUACCAGCAUCCACUGAGACGUAGCCCAUGAAUGCCGAUGUGGCAGAAACAAACCGAACCAUGUCAGAGCAUUUUUUUUUUCUAAUAAAAACUAAUAAGGAAACUGUUUUCGCCACUGUGAGGAACUCCCAUGAAUGUCAUUAUGUACAUACUAAAUAACUUAUGUAACACAAUUAUAUAAACCAGUACAAAAACGUUCAUUACCUGCACUUGUGGAAGGCUCGUUCCUCCGACGAUGUUUG